Molecule: messenger RNA, 9342 nt
Organism: Sarcophilus harrisii (Tasmanian devil)
Lineage: Eukaryota; Metazoa; Chordata; Mammalia; Dasyuromorphia; Dasyuridae
Gene: ANK1
Product: ankyrin 1
Exons: 44
Coding region: 81-5966 (1961 amino acids)
Biological process (GO): protein localization to T-tubule; signal transduction; regulation of cardiac muscle contraction
Cellular component (GO): T-tubule
Molecular function (GO): protein binding
Source: RefSeq, a predicted model, not a curated record
GGGAGGGUGUCGGUACUCUGAGCAGCGAAGUGUGAACUGGGGCUCCAGGGGAGGCGGGGACUGCAGCUCCGUAACCCGCCAUGGCUCAAGCCGCCAAACAGCUGAAGAAAAUUAAAGACAUCGAGGCUCAGGCCCUCCAAGAGCAAAAGGAAAAGGAGGAAUCCAACAGGAAACGGAGGAACCGCUCUCGUGACCGAAAGAAAAAGGCCGAUGCUGCUACCAGUUUUCUGAGGGCAGCAAGAUCAGGGAACUUGGACAAAGCUUUGGAUCACCUGCGGAAUGGGGUAGAUAUUAACACCUGUAACCAGAAUGGGUUGAAUGGUUUGCAUCUGGCUUCUAAAGAAGGCCACGUGAAAAUGGUGGUUGAGCUUCUGCACAAGGAAAUCGUUUUAGAAACCACAACAAAGAAGGGGAACACAGCCUUGCACAUUGCUGCCCUAGCAGGUCAAGAUGAAGUGGUCCGGGAACUCGUCAACUAUGGAGCUAAUGUCAACGCACAGUCUCAGAAAGGCUUUACGCCUCUCUACAUGGCAGCACAGGAAAAUCAUUUGGAAGUUGUUAAGUUUCUGCUGGAAAAUGGAGCAAAUCAGAAUGUUGCUACAGAAGAUGGCUUCACACCAUUGGCUGUGGCUUUGCAGCAGGGUCAUGAGAACGUGGUGGCUCACCUGAUCAAUUAUGGGACAAAGGGAAAGGUGCGUCUGCCAGCCCUUCACAUCGCAGCCCGGAACGAUGACACAAGGACUGCAGCUGUCCUACUCCAAAAUGACCCAAAUGCAGAUGUGCUGUCCAAGACAGGAUUCACCCCGCUCCACAUAGCAGCCCACUAUGAGAACCUCAAUGUGGCCCAAUUAUUACUAAACCGGGGUGCCAGUGUGAAUUUUACACCACAGAACGGCAUCACUCCCCUGCACAUAGCUUCUCGCAGAGGGAAUGUGAUUAUGGUGCGGCUCCUGCUGGAUCGCGGCGCUGAGAUAGAAACGAGGACCAAGGAUGAACUGACUCCUCUCCACUGUGCAGCUAGAAAUGGGCAUGUGCGAAUCUCAGAGCUCCUGCUGGACCAUGGGGCACCCAUUCAGGCCAAAACCAAGAAUGGCUUGUCCCCCAUCCACAUGGCAGCUCAAGGUGACCAUCUAGAUUGUGUGCGGCUCUUGCUUCAGUACAAUGCAGAAAUAGACGACAUCACCCUGGACCACCUGACACCUCUCCACGUAGCGGCCCACUGUGGCCACCAUAGAGUGGCAAAGGUGCUUUUGGAUAAAGGGGCCAAACCCAAUUCCAGAGCCCUGAAUGGCUUCACGCCCUUACACAUUGCCUGUAAGAAGAAUCAUAUCCGUGUGAUGGAGCUGCUGCUGAAGACGGGAGCUUCCAUAGAUGCAGUCACCGAGUCUGGACUGACCCCACUCCAUGUAGCAUCCUUCAUGGGGCACCUUCCCAUUGUGAAGAAUCUUCUUCAGCGGGGAGCAUCACCUAAUGUCUCCAAUGUGAAAGUAGAGACACCACUGCAUAUGGCAGCCAGAGCUGGGCACACAGAAGUAGCCAAAUAUUUACUUCAGAAUAAAGCCAAAGUUAAUGCCAAGGCCAAGGAUGACCAGACCCCACUUCACUGUGCAGCUCGCAUCGGUCAUACAGACAUGGUGAAACUUCUCUUAGAAAACAAUGCCAACCCCAACCUUGCCACAACUGCUGGACACACCCCUCUACAUAUCACAGCACGAGAGGGUCAUAUGGAAACAGCCCGGGCCCUACUAGAAAAGGAAGCUUCCCAGGCUUGCAUGACCAAGAAAGGAUUUACCCCUCUCCAUGUUGCUGCUAAAUAUGGAAAGGUAAACGUGGCUGAGCUGCUGUUGGAAAGGGACGCUCAUCCAAAUGCAGCUGGAAAAAAUGGCCUCACCCCUCUCCAUGUGGCUGUCCAUCACAAUAACCUAGAGAUUGUGAAACUUCUACUUCCUCGAGGGGGCUCUCCACACAGUCCUGCUUGGAAUGGCUAUACCCCUCUGCACAUCGCUGCCAAACAGAACCAGAUGGAACUUGCUAGCAAUCUACUACAAUAUGGGGGGUCUGCAAAUGCCGAGUCAGUACAAGGGGUGACACCCCUUCACCUUGCUGCCCAAGAGGGUCAUGCGGAAAUGGUCGCUCUGCUACUUUCAAAACAAGCUAACGGCAACCUCGGAAACAAGAGUGGUCUCACUCCUCUCCACCUGGUGGCUCAAGAGGGCCAUGUGGCUGUAGCAGAUGUGCUGAUCAAACAGGGGGUCACAGUGGACGCCACCACCCGGAUGGGCUAUACCCCGUUACAUGUGGCCAGCCAUUAUGGAAAUAUCAAGCUGGUAAAGUUCCUGCUACAACACCAGGCAGAUGUUAAUGCAAAGACCAAGCUAGGAUAUACGCCCUUGCACCAGGCGGCUCAGCAAGGACAUACAGAUAUUGUGACCCUGCUACUGAAGAAUAGUGCUUCCCCCAAUGAAGUCAGUUCGAAUGGAACUACUCCUCUGGCCAUUGCCAAACGCCUCGGCUACAUUUCUGUAACUGAUGUACUGAAAAUUGUGACAGAUGAAACUGGUGUUGUGUUAGUCAGCGACAAGCACCGAAUGAGUUUCCCAGAGAGAGUGGAUGAGAAUCUGGAUGUCUCUGAAGAUGAAGGAACUGCUCAUGUAACUAUAAUGGGGGAGGAACUCAUGGGCCCCAAACCUGAGAAGCAGGAUUCCAGGGAUGUAGAUGAAGAAAAGGAGCUCCUGGACUUUGUGCCCAAGCUAGAUCAAGUGGUGGAAUCUCCAGCCAUUCCCAGGAUUCCAUGUGUCACACCUGAGACUGUGGUAAUCAGAGCAGAAGAGCCAGAACAGGCAUCUAAAGAAUUUGAUGAAGAUUCAUUAAUUCCCAGCAGCCCAGCAACAGAGACCUCAGAUAAUAUUAGUCCUGUGGCCAGCCCAGUACAUACAGGCUUCCUGGUGAGCUUCAUGGUUGAUGCCCGUGGGGGUUCCAUGAGAGGAAGUCGGCACAAUGGCCUGAGGGUCAUCAUCCCACCCCGGGCAUGUGCGGCACCCACUCGCAUCACUUGCCGCCUGGUCAAGCCCCAGAAGCUAACCACACCACCACCCCUGGCUGAGGAAGAGGGUCUGGCCAGCAGAAUCAUUGCCUUGGGACCGACAGGAGGCCAGUUCCUGAGCCCGGUGAUUGUGGAAAUCCCCCACUUUGCCUCCCAUGGUCGAGGAGACCGAGAGCUGGUGGUGCUUCGGAGUGAGAAUGGUUCCAUGUGGAAGGAGCAUCGGAGCCGCUAUGGAGAGAGCUACCUCGACCAAGCCCUCAACGGGAUGGACGAAGAACUGGAGAGCUUGGAGGAGCUGGAGAAGAAGCGGGUUUGCCGAAUCAUCACCACAGACUUCCCCUUGUAUUUUGUGGUCAUGUCACGCCUCUGUCAAGACUUUGACAUGAUUGGCCCUGAAGGGGGUUCUCUAAAGAGCAAGCUGGUCCCCAUGGUGCAAGCAACCUUUCCUGAAACUGCAGUUACUAAGAAAGUCAAACUGGCUCUCCAGGCUCAACCUGUGCCAGAUGAAUUAGUCACCAAACUUUUGGGCAACCAAGCAACAUUCAGCCCAAUUGUGACUGUGGAACCCCGGCGGAGGAAGUUCCACCGCCCCAUAGGGCUCCGGAUCCCCCUACCUCCUUCUUGGAAAGACAAUCCCCGGGACAGCGGGGAAGGGGACACCACAAGUCUCCGCCUGCUCUGCAGUGUCAUUGGUGGAAUAGCACAAGCCCAGUGGGAAGAUAUUACAGGAACUACCAAGUUGGUAUAUGCCAAUGAAUGUGCCAACUUUACCACCAAUGUUUCUGCAAGGUUUUGGUUGUCUGAUUGCCCGCGGACAGCCGAGGCUGUAGACUUUGCCACGCUGCUGUACAAAGAGCUGACUGCCGUGCCAUAUAUGGCCAAGUUUGUGGUGUUCGCCAAGAUGAAUGAUACACGAGAGGGACGGCUACGUUGUUACUGCAUGACAGAUGACAAAGUAGACAAGACCCUAGAGCAACAUGAAAACUUUGUUGAAGUAGCCCGGAGCAGAGAUAUUGAGGUAUUGGAAGGAAUGCCCCUCUUUGCAGAGCUCUCUGGGAACCUGGUACCUGUCAAAAAAGCUGCUCAACAGCGGAGCUUUCACUUCCAAUCUUUUCGUGAAAACCGUCUUGCCAUAUCUGUGAAGGUUAGGGACAGCAGUCGAGAAGCGGGAGGAUCUCUAUCAUUUCUGCGAAAGGCGAUGAAAUAUGAGGACUCUCAACAUAUCCUCUGCCACUUGAACAUUACAAUGCCCCCAUGCACCAAGGGAAGUGGAGCCGAUGAUAGGAGAAGGACUUUAACUCCUCUGGCCUUGAGAGAAAGAUAUAGCCUCCUCAGUGAAACAACCCUUGGUUCUCUCAGUGGGACAGAUAGGGCAGAUAUGAAAAUGGCUAUUAUAUCAGAGCAUCUCGGGCUCAGCUGGGCAGAAUUGGCUCGCGAGUUGCAAUUUGGCGUGGAAGAUAUCAACAGGAUACGUGUGGAGAACCCCAACUCCUUGUUGGAGCAGAGUUCGGCCCUGUUGAACCUCUGGGUCAUCCGUGAAGGCAAAAAUGCCAAGAUGGAAAAUCUUUACACGGCCCUGAGGAACAUUGACCGGAGUGAGAUUGUGAACAUGUUGGAAGGCUCUGGCCGGCAGAGUAGAAGCCUGAAACCUGACAGGCGGUAUGCAGACCGGGACUACUCCUUAUCACCGUCCCAGAUGAAUGGUUACACCUCGCUGCAGGAUGAGCUGCUGUCCCCGGCCUCCCUGCACUACACGCUGCCCUCUCCCUUGCGUGUAGAUCAGUAUUGGACCGAGGUGGCCAUCAUUGACGCCAUCCCCAUGGCCCCCACGGAGCACGAUGCCCUGAUGGAAAUGUCGGACAUGCAGGUGUGGUCCUCGGGCCUCACCCCCUCCCUGGUGACCGCCGAGGACUCCUCCCUGGAAUGUAGCAAGGCCGAGGACUCUGACGCCACCGGAGAGUGGAGGCUGCCGGGGCCCCUCCUGGAGGACCCCCAGGGCCCCGACCAGCUGGGCUCGCUGGAGCUCGUGGAGGACGACACAGUGGAUUCAGAUGCCACAAAUGGCCUUAUCGAUUUGCUUGACCAGGAGGAAGGUCAGAGGUCAGAAGAGAAGCUGCCAGGUGGUGAAAGGCAGGAUGAGCCGGCCGGCCAGGGACGGGAUUCAGAGCGUGAAGUGUCUCUUCUUUCAGGCCAGCAGAGAGUACAAGCCCGAAUAACAGAAUCCCCCACCGUGAGUCGAGUAAUGGAGAAGAGCCAAGACAGAACAAAGGACUGGGACACAGACGGCUCUAUCACCUCCUACCUGAAAGAUGCUGCACAGAGCUCUUGGCAAGAGGAGGUCACGGGAGGCCCACACUCAAUCCAGAGAACAAUAACCACCAUCUCCUCUGUAAAAAGCCUGGAGCCCAGUGGGUCUCAGGAAUAUGAGAAGAUCCUGAUGCCCACAGUAGAGCACAUGCGAAUCGACUCCUUGGAACAGUCAGAGUCCGAGAGCCCCCUGACAGAGAGAGAGCACAGACAUCCACCUGUCCUGAGUCAGGGCUAUGGAAAAUGGAUGGAAGAAACUGAGAGUGCCUUCUCCAGGCUAGUCAAGGAAAAUGAGCUUCAGGAUAUUCCAGGGGAACACGUGACUGAAGAACAAUUCACUGAUGAGCAAGGCAACAUUGUCACAAAGAAGAUAAUCCGCAAAGUGGUUCGGCAGAUAGACACAUCUGGGGACAGGGACACCCAGGAACUGGAGGAGGUGAAUACUGAGGGGUCUCUGCAGGAGUCCAGUGAGCUGGAAACAGAUCUUGAUGACUUUAUGAAACAUGCCAAGGCGGAGGAGGUGAGAGGGAGUAGUACCCUGCAAUCGGAGCUGAUCGAAGGGAGGAAGGGGGCUCAGAUAGUGAAACGAGCAAGCCUGAAAAGGGGGAAGCAGUGAUCUCCUGGCCCCUCCCUGUCGAAUGGCCUCUUUGGAGGAUCACACCUCAACACCCAACCACUGAACUCCACACAAUUUGCCCUGCACACUGGAGGAGAGCCCAUGCGUGGAGGGCAGCAAAGCCGGCUGUACAUGUUUCUAUAGGCUAACGGCAUGAUUUCUGUAAGAGAUUUCCUUUAACUGUCCUAUUCGCAUGAACGACUGGCUGUAGACGCAUGACCUACAGUCCUCAAUCCUGUCUCUGGCAACGGACCUCUAAUGGAAACCAGGACACAAGAGCAGAGAGAGAGAGAGAGAGAGAGAGAGAGAGAGAGAGAGAGAGAGAGAGAGAAGGGGACAAGGGCUCAGUUGUGGCUGGGGGUGGAAUUUUUAAAAGUCAUUUUAAUUUUUCCCUUCUGUGGGGCAGGGUUUGUUUUCCCCUACCCCAAUGUCAUCGAUAAGAAAUCCAUUUGGAUUUCAACCAGAAAAAAAAAAAAAAAAACCCCAACAUAUACAUGAAAUCAGCUUGAAACCCUAGUCCCUUUAUUCUCAUUUACCUGUUCGUACUCAGCUUUCCAUUGACAGACACCCACCUGUUAUGAUCACAUCCUCCUCUCCUUGACAUUCAGGAUACACAUCGACAUAUGGACACCUCUUCACCUGCAAUAUAUACAUACACACAGAGAUUUUUACUGUGAAGUCUGAGGCUGUAUAGUAAUCUCCUGUGGAUAAAUUGGAUAAUUUUUUUAUGUUGUCUCUCUCCUGUUUUUAUCAUCUCUCAAAUGGAAAACAAUGAUCUUUAGUGUGUUUGGGGUUGUUAAGAGUUGGGGCUCAGGAGAAGAGAAUCCCCCGCUUAGCCACAGGGUUCAAAAGGAGGCAAUGCCCCACCUGACAGGGAUUCCUUUCUCAGUAGGUGACUCAGACAGGUGGCUGCCCCAGGACUGCACCAGCAUGUUCUAUAGAGAAGAGGUUUUCUAUUUCUUCAAGCACUUAUCUCAUAGUUUGUGUUCAAAGUGUAAACUGUACAGUAAUCAGCCUUGUGUAUAUGAAAAAUAAUAAUAAUAACAAUAAUAAAUACUAUGCAAACCAAUAGAAACACUUUAGCGGUAUGUACAAAGCACUAAGAGCCCAGCUCCUGAGGGCUUCUUCAGGCUGCCGGCCAGGGAGCCACAGCCAGUUCUCUCUGAGGAAGAGGAGGGAAAGGAGUAGCUAUAGUGAAUGUAUCCGCCAGUUCUUUGCAGUCAGCGAAACACCAAAAGUCUCCCAGAGCAGUACUUGGUGCUCUUACUUCCGCAUGCCUUGCAGGGUUAAGUAAGGAGGCGUGGAAGCAGGUACUGGGCUCUGGGCUCCAGGCAGGGGGUGUGGGUCACAGACAGCGGGUGGGGCUGGCCUCUGACCAGGGGCCAAGUCCCUUUACCUGACAUAGAAGGACUCGAGUUGUAAGGGGGAGGCCCCCGGGCUGAGAUGGAGCAGCAGAGGAGGCUGAGCAGGUGGGAAACUGAGGCAUUCCAAGGCGGGAAGACCUGGCCCAGCCCCUAGGUAGCUGCGCUUUGGUCCAGGGCAGGAAGGCAACAGACAAGGGUUCCAUGCCUGGGUACCAUCAGUGAAGAGCCUUAAGGUAAUUACAGCCGAGCCUCCUCCAGAGGCUGAAAUCAGCACAAUCCCCGUCCUCCCCAUCUCCCUCCCAGCAGGGCAGUGCAGGUGGCAUCCAGGGCCAGGGAGGGUAUCCUUGUCCCACUCUUCCAGAUGCCCAGAGCAUCUUCUUGCCCCUGUGGCCCUUCUGAGAUUUCUAUGAGAUGCAUCAAAACCUUCCGAGUAGCACAGUGCCCCUUCUCUCUUCACAGCAGAGACCCUGGGGGUCCAAGACCAGCCCCAAUGACCAAUUAUAAACAUUCACUGACCUGAGAAAAGAAGGUGCUGCUGCCAGUACGAUUGAUGAUUCCAGGCAGCUAAUAUGUCUCCUUCCCCUUCCCAGGCCCCCAGCCCCCCUGCCCGCAUUAGGCUCUGACCGCCCUAGCCGGCAUCCCAGCACCCGUGGGACUGGAACCUCCCAAGCCAGGCUGGCUUUGUCCUUGCACGGCUUCUGAUCUGACCUUGACCCCUGCAGGCUAGAUAACAAUAGUAAUAGUAGCAGCUCACAUUUCUACGGCGUUUUAAGGUUUAGAAAAAGCAUUUUCCAACAGCCAGAUGACCCCAGAGUUGCUGCUUUCUGAACUCCAUAAAGGAUCCAGUGGCCGAUGGUAGGGUUUUUGGUUUUUUUGUUUUUUUAAUUCUGUUUUUGUUUUUGAGGGGUGGGGGCUAAAUCUGAUGUUCUCAGUUUGACCGGGGUGGUCUCAGGAAAGGCCCCUUUGGCCUCUUUCUGUGUUGACCCCCUGCCCCCAUCCCUAGUCAGCAUAUUUUAGAGUAUAACAGAUUUGCCUACUUUUUAUUUUUAAGUAGAACAAUUUGGCUACUAUCCUCCCCUUUUGUGGGGAGCGUCCAUAUGUAGUCUCAUCUGUGACUAUGGAGUAGAAAAAGGCAAGGGGAUACAGAAAAGAUACCCUGCCUUUGUCUUGAAGAAAUUCCCAUUAUCCCAUAUCUAAUUCUUUGGUACUUUUAUUAGUAAACACUGCCUAGCAUCAAAGCAAGCAGACCCCAAAGCUAACUGUCCCUUCCCCAGUCCCGUGAGUGGAACUGACAUUGGUUGGCCUGAGGAGGGACUCCCAGCUCCCAGCAGGUGGUGUGGGGGGAUGGGAUGCACCCGCCCACAGGCCUGACCUACCCUUUCUGCUGUGAGGGACAGAGGAAAGAAAGAGAAGGGCGUUAGUCUCUAGUGAUCAAUUCAGAGAGGACACAAGGGGAAACAGGCUCCAGGGUUAAUCGUCCCAGAGAUAAAUGGCACUAGCAGAGAAUGUGCAGCUGUACGGCACCCAGAACACCUAUAGUAUCUCUUUUUCUGUACCAUAAUCUCCCUAGAAUUGCUGAUGCAGCUGAAACCAAUAGCAUCUCCAUAGAGUCUUGUGUGGGUUUAAAAGCACUGGUCCAUGCUUUGGCAUCUUAUACCCCGUCGGCAUGGCUGCUUUAACCCGUACCGGCUCCAGGACCCCUUGGGUGACAUUGCUUUGUGCUCCAAUUGCUAGUAGGAGCUGUUAGAGGAAGAAUUUGGGGUCCCAAUGUGAUACCUAGAGAAUGCUGCAGUCUGCGCACUAGACGCUUUUUAGAAGUUUUGAAAUUAACCUUUAUCUCCUCUUUCUUUUUUAAAUUGUUAUGAAAACAAAAUCUUUUUUCUGGACUCUCUCUUUCCACAUGCUCUGUUACCUGGAGAGAGUUCCUUUCCCAAGUUCCUCCCUUCCCCUUCCAAAUGUAUAAAUCAUUCUCCCCUACACCAGCUGAACAGAUGUCAAAAUUAAUAAAGAAA